Messenger RNA from Jaculus jaculus (lesser Egyptian jerboa), 1359 nucleotides. It is a transcript of the gene Oip5, whose product is annotated as Opa interacting protein 5. The transcript is spliced from 6 exons. NCBI's taxonomy places the organism in Eukaryota, Metazoa, Chordata, Mammalia, Rodentia, Dipodidae. Bases 15 to 692 code for a protein of 225 amino acids. Gene Ontology annotation, cellular component: chromosome, centromeric region; chromatin; nucleus. Gene Ontology annotation, biological process: chromosome segregation; CENP-A containing chromatin assembly. The record is from RefSeq and is a predicted model, not a curated record.
GCAGGCUGGGGAAGAUGGCGGCCGGUUCGCGGCCGAGUCGCCGGCCCUUUGCCGAGCCGUCCUUGAUUGACAGUCCUGAGGAGGCGACGACCUCUUCCUUAAGGACCUCGGCGGAGUGGGACACGGAGGUGGUGGAAGGGUUCUCGUCUGCCGGCCCCUGCAGGCUGGUCACGGAGGUGUCCCCCAUGGAGCUGCGGCUGCCGGGGUGGCUGCAGCCGGACAGGUGCGCCGUGUUCCAGUGCGCGCGCUGCCACGCCGUGCUGGCCGACACUGUGCACCUCGCCUGGGACCUGUCCGCCUCCCUCGGGGCGGUGGCUUUCUCCCGAGUCACCGAGAACGUCGUCUUGGAAGCGCCUCUUCUGGUUGGCAUUGAAGGUUCACUCAAAUACAGCACAUACAACAUCUUAUUCUGUAGUUCCUGUGGGAUUCCCAUUGGUUUCCAUUUAUAUUCCACCCAUGCAUCUCUGGCUGCAUUGAGAGGUCACUUCUGCCUUUCCUGUGAUAAAAUGGUGUGCUAUCUUUUAAAAACAAAAGCCAUAGUAAAUGCAUCUGAGAUGGAUAUUCACCAUGUACCUCUACCAGAAAAAAUUACAGAGCUAAAAGAGCGGAUAAUGCUAACGCAUACUCACUUAAAUUCACUAAUGAAGAUUCUGAAGGACAUGAUUCCUGAUUGUUCCAACCAAGAAAAGUGACACAGAUCUGAGAUGGAUAAAACUAGUCACUCCAUCUACAGGGAGGAUUAAAAGAAUUAAAGAGUAUACAUAAUUGGAACAACUGGAUACUCCAAGGAAGAAAAAAAAAAAGAAACUGAAUCUUCCUCUGUGUAAAUCAAAGAAAUGUGAAGAUCUACAUGUUAAAGGUGCAAAAGCUUUCAGAACAGAACACAGGAAGAAAUCUUCAUUAUCCCAAGGUAAAACAAACAAACAAACAAAAAAAACCCGGGUGUGGUGGCACACACUUUUAAUCCCAGCACUUGGGAGGCAGAGGAAGGAGGAUUGCCGUGAGUUCGAGGCCACCCUGAGACUAUAGUGAAUUUCAGGUCAGCCUGGGCUACAGUGAGACCUACCUCGAAAGACAAAAACAAAUUCCCUAAUCACUAAUCAUAUGAAAGACUUCAGUACUUUACAGUUCAGAGCUUCAACAAAAGACAGAUUGAGGCUGGGGCACACCUUUAAUCCCAGCAAUGGGGAGGCAGAGGCAGGAGGAUCACUGUGAACUUGAGACCACCCUGAGACUACAUAGUUAAUUCCAGGUCAGCCUGGGCCAGAGUGAGACCCUACCUAGAAAAACCAAUGGAAAAAAAAAAAGACUAAUAUGUGGAAAAUAUAUACCAACUGCUGUACAUCAGAGAAAAUCCAA